AAGCAUCAUUAAGCAGUACUGAAGGAGGCGAGGAGGAAAACAGUGGCUGGGGGAGAGGACAGAAGUUGGAUGGUGCUUUCCUUUGUCGUGCUGGCUCUGUGAUCACAAACAACGGAGAAGCGUGUCCUUAAGAAGUGCGGAAGUUAGGACCUUUCGCCAUUUCUCGUCUAUUCCUCUUCAUUUCAUCUAACAAACGGUCCACCAGAACCUGUGGCUACGAUGAUGGAAGAAUCAGUCACCGCGUUUGAGACCCAUCUGACGGCUGUCAUGGACAGUCUGAUCCGAGCCUCUGUCUGUGAGAUCACCAAACUCUUCCAGGAGACGGUGAACGACUAUCUGGUUGAGCUGUCCCUCAACAGGAAGGAGAACGAGGCUCUCAAACUGCGGCUGAGGCUUACCGAGAACAAGCUGAGAACCGAACGCAAGUACGGGCUGGGCUGGGCUGCAAACCGCCGCAACGCCGGGCUGGCGGGGGAGGAAGGAGCCGGAGGGCGGCAGAAACGCAAAGUUGAACAAGCCCGAGGCAAGUCAAAGAGGGGCCCGGCAGCAGCCAAAGGUUGGCCUGGAGGUGUGUGGGAGGAAGGAGGAGGAGGCGGUGGCGGCGGCGUUGGUGGGGGAGGCGGAGGCGGAGGAACUGGAGGAGCUGUGGGGAUGGUAGCAGGAGCAGGAGGAAGAGGGGGGAAGGAGGCCAGGGAGAUGUACCUCAUCCAGUUCCCCGGGGAUGACGAGGAUGAGGGAGGGAUGGUGGAGGACGAGGAAGGGGAGGGCAGCCUCAGCGGUGAGGGGGAGGAGACGGCCAACAUCAAAGAGGAGUACCCUCAAAUGGAGGGCUAUCAACCUGCCUCUCUACAGCUAAUCAAGGAGGCUUUGAAGAUGGAUCCGCCCAACCAGAACCUCCACUCUUGCUCCAGAGCCCAAAGUGAAGGUGAACUGUCAGACCAGCCACCAACCCUUCAUCCAGGGGAAAAAGAAGAGGAGGAGGACUGGGAGGUGGGUUCAGGAGAGCGAUCGGAGGGAGGCAUGACUGUGGAGGAGCUGAGAGGUUUGGAAUCAGCUCUCAGGGCUGAAAGAGGUCGAGAGCAGGCUGCUAUGAAGUCUUCACGUCCCGUCAGCCCUGACUCAGUGGCAGCACAAGGCAGUGAAAUAGGCCUGGCCCCCAAAUACAUCGGUCUAGAUGGAAUGGAGCAGGAUGGGGAGCACGAGCCUGAGCCGCCCACAUUGCAGAGAGAAGACCAGAUAGGACAAGCUAGGGUGAAGGAUGAUCCCAUGACUGGAGUUGUCGGGGGAGUGGAGAUAAGGGCAGGCUGGUUGAAGAGGAUGAGGGAAGGUGACUCAGGCGGAGUCGUAGCUGCAGAAGACAUGAGUGAGCAGGGAGAGUCAGAGCACCUUCCCCAUCUGUCUACCCCAGGAAGUGUUGGGGAGAGUGGAGGAGAGGAAGAGGGUGGUGGUGAUUUGCUUCACUUCUGUCCUCAGUGUGGAGGAGGUUUCACUUCAGAAGCUGAGCUGGAUGAGCAUCCCUGUCCGCUAGGUGGCGCCCAUUUACAAAGCAGUGGAGCAGAGCACAGCCUUUUCCCCUGUGCAUCCUGUGGCAACACAUUCAGCCAUGCCUGGGCACUUAAGAACCAUGAGUGUGCCUGUGCUGCAGAGAGACCGCACUGCUGCGAAAUCUGUGGGAAGCGCUUCACACACUCACGCUCGCUAGAACGCCAUCACCUUGUGCAUACAGGUGAGAGGCCACACCAGUGCCCGCAGUGUGGCCGCAGCUUCAGCCGUUUAGGAAACUUAGAACGGCACCAGCGGAUCCACACAGGUGAACGCCCAUACGGAUGUGAAGCCUGUGGAAAACGGUUCAGUCGUGUGGAGUAUUUAAAGAGACACCAGCUGAUACACAACAGUGAAAAGGCGGCGCUCCAGUGCUCCAACUGUUCAAGGAGUUUUAGUGACGUGGAGCAACUGAAAAACCACCAGUGUUUUUAGAGCGUCUGCUUGACAUAUGAGAUAAAAAAGGAAAAUAGCAGGUCUCAUUUGAAUGUGGUAGAUGUGGUAGAAGAUGAAUGUGAUGGAUCUGCAUCUUUGACUCAUGCAUUUGGAAUUGCCUUUACUACACACAGGAUGAGAGGUCUACUGAAGAUAAAGAAGCAGGCGGGUGUGGAUAAUUUUAUCCUACUUUUUGGUUUCUCUGUAGGAAGAGAAUCAGAAUCAGUCUCAGACAUUCAGCCAUUUUAAUUCUUUUCUCAUUUCUAUGUACAAAACUUAUUUAUGAUGCUCAGUAAAAUGUACAUUUGUAUGUUUUUAUAAUUCAUUCAGUCACGCUUAAACUGAUGGCCUUGUUUUUGAUGAUAUUGACAACAUGGUGUUUUGUAUGUUUGUGUUUUGGUCAUAUUGUUAAGAAAUAAAUAUUUCCAGAAACCA
This is a messenger RNA of Sphaeramia orbicularis (orbiculate cardinalfish), 2412 nucleotides long. Its product is annotated as zinc finger protein 696. Bases 220 to 1977 code for a protein of 585 amino acids. Gene Ontology annotation, molecular function: DNA-binding transcription factor activity, RNA polymerase II-specific; RNA polymerase II cis-regulatory region sequence-specific DNA binding. The transcript is spliced from 5 exons. Gene Ontology annotation, biological process: regulation of DNA-templated transcription. The record is from RefSeq and is a predicted model, not a curated record. Lineage: Eukaryota; Metazoa; Chordata; Actinopteri; Kurtiformes; Apogonidae.